Molecule: messenger RNA, 1349 nt
Organism: Parasteatoda tepidariorum (common house spider)
Lineage: Eukaryota; Metazoa; Arthropoda; Arachnida; Araneae; Theridiidae
Product: sn-1-specific diacylglycerol lipase ABHD11
Biological process (GO): lipid metabolic process
Cellular component (GO): mitochondrion
Molecular function (GO): carboxylic ester hydrolase activity
Source: RefSeq, a predicted model, not a curated record
UAACAUUGCGCUUUUUCUAGCUGCAGGCCGGUUACAUUAGCUUUCAAAGUCUUUGAAGCUAGCCAGGAUGUGGAAAGGAAUAAUCCCAUAAUAUUUUUGCAUGGUAUAGGAAGCUGUAAAGAAAAUUGGAAUGAUAUUCCACAGAAAGUAGCUGAAGCCACUCAUAGAAGGGUAUAUACAGUAGAUGCCAGAAACCAUGGUGACAGUGACUGGAGUGAUGAAUUCAAUUUGGAUUUAAAUGCAGUGGAUCUCAUACAUUUUAUAGAACAAAUAGCCGCUGAGAAAGUCACAAUUGUAGGACAUAGUAUGGGAGGGAUAACAAGCAUGAAGACAGCUUUAAAAAUACCCGCAAAAGUUGAUAAAAUAAUUAUCGAAGAUUUUGGUGUUUUAGUAAAUAAAGAUUUUUUAAACUUUGCAAAGUUGGUAUUUUCAUUACACGAACAAGCUAUCUUGAACAUGCCAAAAGUUUCUACUGAACAAGAGGCUGCAAAGUUCCUCAGUGAUUUUAUGUAUGAACGAGUUCCAGAUGAUGUAAAACCACACAUUAGAAAAGCAGAGGGAAAAAACUCCAACUUUCUGAACCAAAAUUCCGAUGGUAGUAUUAGCCAUUCGUCAAAUUUAAAAGUAUUAAGGAAAUCUUUAGAAAAUGAAGAUACUCUAAUAUCAAAAUAUGAAGGUGUGUUUGAUGGUCCUUCUUACUUUAUUUAUGGAAAAAAAUCAAUGAUUCACGUGAAUGAUGAAGCAGAAAUUAUUAAGAAACAUUUUCCAAAAGCCCAGUUUGUUGGAAUUGACAGUGCUGCUCACUAUAUUCAUGCGGAUGCUCCGAUUCUCUUCUUUAAUGCUUUGUUGAAAUUCUUAAAAGAAUAAUUACAUAUAUUGUAUAUGUUUCCGGGAAAUUUGGAAAUCUGGUAUUAUAUAUAAUGACGAAAAAAAGCCGGAAAAGUAUUAAACUAUUAAACAUUUUUCACAAUGGCUAGGUAUUGUAUGCAAUACCAAAUCAUAAAACGCCAAAAUAUGACGUGUAAUUAUUUUACUUUUUUACUUAAUGCUAUAUUACUAUUAGUUAAAAGUAACUUCUCCAUGCAAUAAUUCAGUUUAUAUUUUAUAUUGUUUUUUUAAUAAAGUAGAUUUAACUUUUUAAUUGUCAAUAAUAAACUGGUAUAACAAUCUGGCUAAAUUGGAAAUUUUCUUUAGCUUUGAAAUGAUUUACAUUUUUUGGUGGUUUGUUUAUACGAAAAGAUGGUUUGUUCAUACGAAAAAUAAUUUUAUGUUUGUAGUGGUUUGUAAUACUUAUGAAAUAAAUGGUGCCUAAUUGGGAAACACGGUAUCUAAUAAAGGAUUAAAACCUA